GUCAGCAUCGACCUGGCGGAGAACGCGGACGCCAGCGCCAGCGUGGUGGUGAGAGCGACAGACUCCUUCCCCGAGCAGGCCGACCAGCUAGUGACAGCAGAGAUUGGAAAACUUCUUGGUGAAGAAAAGUUGGAUGCGAUCUUGUGUGUAGCAGGAGGAUGGGCUGGAGGCAGUGCCAAAGCCAAAUCUUUAUACAAAAACUGUGAUCUGAUGUGGAAGCAGAGCGUUUGGACAUCAACUAUAUCCAGCCACCUAGCCACGAAACAUCUGAAAGAAGGUGGCCUCUUGACCUUGACAGGAGCUCAAGCUGCAUUAUCUGGAACCCCAGGGAUGAUUGCCUAUGGCAUGGCCAAGGGAGCAGUGCAUCAGCUUUGUCAGAGUUUAGCUGGUGCCAGUAGUGGUUUGCCUUCUGGUUCUGCUGCUGUUGCCAUUUUACCGGUUACCUUAGAUACACCAGCAAAUAGAAAAUCGAUGCCUGAUGCAGAUUUCAGCUCCUGGACACCCUUAGAAUUCAUUGUGGAGACUUUUCACAACUGGAUAACAGGAAAGGAUAGACCAAACUCUGGGAGUCUAAUCCAGGUGAUAACUACUGGUGGGAAGACUGAACUAGUUUCAGCAGCACAUCUUUGAUGUCAGUCACUUACAGCUAAGGAACUUCAGCAAAUGAAAAGCUGUGGAAAAUCUGUCUGCCAGUAUAAUUUGGAUGGUGUUGUAUCCAGUGAUUGUAGUUAUGCCAUUAAUGGAACCAGAUUUCACAUAUUAUUUCAGUGCUGUCAGUUGUGAGCUAUCAACAUCUGUUUACCAAAUAAUGUCCAGUACUUGUCUCUAAGUGAAAGUUACAGGCUUUAAAGUCUGUAGGUAUCCUAACUCUGAACUUACCUGUUUUCUGU
Messenger RNA from Acanthisitta chloris (rifleman), 890 nucleotides. It is a transcript of the gene QDPR, whose product is annotated as quinoid dihydropteridine reductase. Gene Ontology annotation, molecular function: NADPH binding; 6,7-dihydropteridine reductase activity; NADH binding. The annotation marks the transcript as partial. The transcript has 6 exons. Gene Ontology annotation, cellular component: cytoplasm. Gene Ontology annotation, biological process: tetrahydrobiopterin biosynthetic process; L-phenylalanine catabolic process. The record is from RefSeq and is a predicted model, not a curated record. Lineage: Eukaryota; Metazoa; Chordata; Aves; Passeriformes; Acanthisittidae.